AAGAAAAGAAAAAAAAUGAGGGCUUCGUUACUACUCCUGGGGGGCAUUAUCGUCGUUCUCUCGAUCGCGGUUGCGAGGGCACUAUCCUGUGUGUGUUCACCGCUCGAGUGUGACGUACUCACCGACGAGGAUUGCCCUGGAGGCCUCACCUGGGAUCCCUGCAGAUGUUGCAAAGUAUGCGCGCGCGUUGAAGGCGAACCAUGCGGGGGUCUUUUCGGCUUUUCCGGGAGCUGCGCGGUCGGACUGCAGUGUGUAAUCAAAAAUCUACUGCCUCACACGCGGGAAGUGGACGAGGGCGUCUGUGCGAAGAUACCAGGAAGAUGGCGAAGGCAUUGUCCAAACGGACCAGUAAUGUCCGGUCCUGGUUGUAACCUGGUCGGCGAUGGAACCUCGGACGAAAGCGGAAACGCGGUCGCGAGUGGGAAAUGCGUUUGCGGACCGUCCGUGCCUUGGUGUCCGGGCGAACCACGACCAUAUGUCUAUAUGACGCGGCACGAGUGCAAGCUCAAUUUGGCCGCGAAAAUUGCCUACGACGACCUCCUUGACUCCAAGGAUAGAGCGAACGUCGUGCCCGACGAGAGCAAGAACGCAACUGCAGCUCCUGACACACCUUCCAAUCGACUCCUGCAUGGCUCGCGAUGUCCCGAGGACAGCGUGGAAAAUGAAAACGGCGAGUGCAAAUGCUCUCCGACGUGUCCUUCACCACCGGUCUGUUCUGAACCUGAACAACUUUUACUAACAAGAAAUGCAAUUCCUGGGACACCCGGUAGAUGCUGCCCACGUUAUGAAUGUCUUCCCUCAGGACAUCAGCAAGAUGGACAUCAAGAAGGACAAGAUCAGCAGCAAAGUUCAGAAAACGGUUGUCCCAGGGAUAGUGUUCCAAGUGAAGAUGAGGUAUGCAAAUGCGUACCUACGUGUCCACCUGCAUCUUGUAAAGAAGGUGAACGUGCCGUUGAGGUCAGGCGAGCUGUACCUAAUACUCCUGGUUCCUGCUGUCCUCUUUACGAUUGUGUAGCUUCAGAAUCCGUAUACUGGGUUGAAACGGAAGAGGGUAGCAACACCGGGAAUUGUUUCUUCAAAGAUGGAAUUUUCCGACGAGUUGGUGAACACUGGAAAGAGGAACCUUGUGUUAAUUGCACUUGCCAAGAGAAUGGUCAAGUAUCCUGUCAAGCGAUCAUGUGCAAAUCUUGUGCAAAUGCAAUACCACCAGAUCCAGGCGAAUGUUGCUCUCACUGUCCACAACCAACGAGUUCGACGGAUGUCGAUGUCGAUAACAAAUCGAUUUGCAAAACUCCUUUGAUCGACUGUAACCUCAAUUGCGAUCGUUACUUAACCGACGAGGACGGCUGUCAAAUUUGCGAAUGUUACGAAUCAACAAAGAACGAAAUGGUCCACACAACAUUCGGAAAGGACAAACUCUGUCCAGAAUUAUCACGCUGUGAACUGGACUGUGAUCUCGUAAAAGAUGAGAGUGGAUGUUCGAUUUGUGACUGCCAAUCAACAUCAAAUUCAUCGUCACCAUCAUUGUCACCUCAACAACACCAACAAAAUUUGACUGUCUCAUCGUCGAAUCGAACAUUGAACCAUCCAAAUGUUGAAAGCUUCGAGAAUGACGACAAUAAGAAAAUCGUCUGUCCUGAAGUAAAGUGUGAUCUUCACUGUGAGCAUGGUCUCAUGAUGGACGAGAACGAUUGCACUUUAUGCGAGUGCAAACCGCUUCACGAGGACUGUCCUCUAUUCGUGGGAUGCAAGAAGAAAUGUAGAUUUGGUUACAGAACCAACAAACGCGGCUGUCCGAUAUGUCGCUGUCGUGCGAGUUGCAUCAACGACGAGAACGAACCAAUACAGGAAGGUGGAAACUGGCUACGAAACGCUUGCACGACUUGCACGUGCGAGGUAGGCGGAAGAGUAAAUUGCAAGGAGACCGUUUGUUCGGUGGCCUGUAGCGAUCCUUUACCCCCGGAACCGAACACAUGCUGCCCAGUUUGUCCGAUCAAGGAAAUUGAGAUGGGUCAUCAAAGUAGCAGAGGUUGGGGAGUUGUACCAAUUACGCUGAUCGUCGUCCUGGCAUUGCUCUGCCUUCUACUGAUUACCCACAUCGUUCGUAGCCGUUUCCGUGGUCGACUGUCUCCAUCAGAUGCAAGCUAUUCCUAUCCACCACAAUACUAUAAGUGCGUGCCUGCUUACGACACACCGAUGCAUCGAAACGAGAAGAUCGUGCCACUGUAAAAGACUGUUUUCGACGAUGCACAACAUUCCCGAUGUUCCUCGUUCUUAUUUCUUUUCACGUUUCUUAAAGAAAAAGAAAAAGAAAUUUCACGAGGAUCUUGGAUGUUGAUGCUCGUCGAGAGAUAAAAAAAAGAAAGAAAGAAAGAAAGAAAAAAGGAAAACGAAAGAAAAAAGAAGAAAAACUAAUCCGGUUCGAUUUACUUUUUUUUUCUAAGAAAUCGAUAUAACGGAGUUGAGAAAUAAAUAGGACCUUUGCGAGUAGAUUCAGUAUUAUUCUUAAGAGACGAGCGAGACGUGUUUUUGAGGGAGAUCAAAGGGAAGAAAAAAAAAACAAAAAGAGCGAUGUAUAAAAUGGGGUGAGGACAAAAAAGAAAAGAAAAAAAGAAAAAAGAAAAGAAAAAGAAACAAAUUAUUCGACGACACCCCUUGAAUUCACUACUUACGCGAUCCCCUCGAAACCUCGUUAAGAAAAAGGAAGAUGAAAAAGAAGAAGGACUAUUAAUAUACGGUAUCGUUUAAUCUGUAAAUUAUAAAAAAAAAAAAAAAGAAGAAAAGAAAAAACGACUUUAGCGUAAAACCGUCGUUGUAAGUGUGCUAACUAGCGUUAACCCUCCUAGCUCCUAACUUAUAUACAUAUACAUAUACAUACUAUAUAUAUAUAUAUAUAUAUAUAUAUAUAUAUGUGUAUAUAUAAUAUGUGUAUGUGUGGAAAGAGAGUACAGAAAAAUAGAGACGGGUCUCCAUCGUAGUAUUAGUUUCCUUGAUCUCUCUGGACCACAACGCGAUUAAUUGAUUAAUUAGUAUAAUUAAUAUUCGAAAAUCGAUUAUUGUAUGCAAGAUAAUUUUUUGUUCUUUUUCAUUUUUUUUUCCCUUUUCUAUUCGUUAAAAAUAAUGUGAUAAAAGAGUUUUAUAUCGUGUCUUAGUUUAUAUAACUCUUACAUUAAUUAAAUAAUUUAAUUUAAAAAUUUCUUACAAAAUUAUGACAAUUUUUCAUACUUUAUGCUCGAAUUUCAUUUUCAUUUUUUUUUUCUAUUCCCCUUCAAUGAUCUUCAAGAUCAUUCAUUAUUGCUUUGAACGUUACAUUGGCGAUCGUUUUCGUUUCUAUUAAUAAAAAAAAAAAGAAUAAAAAAGAAAGAUCGAAAUUCUCAUUUGAGAGAAAUAUCAGACAAAAUUCGAAGUGCGAAAUGAAAAAAGAUAUUAAUCCUAUCCGAGGUCCAAUGAAAGAACUAACGAGUCGCGUCAAUACAUAUAUAUGUAUAAUCAAGAUAAAUCUUAGGUUAAUCCGUUCGUAACUGUGUUAUUAGAUCGUUCCUAUAUAUAUAUAUGUAUAUAUAUGUAUAUAUAUAUAUAUAUAUAUGUAUAUGUAUAUGUAUAUGUAUAUAUAUAUAUAUAUAUAUAUAUAUGUAUAUAUAUAUAUAUAUUAUAUGUUUAUUGCUACCUUCACUCUCUUAGCCAACGAGAUACAUUUCAGUGUGUGAUUCUCCAAAAAAGGAAAAAAAUAAGGUAAAAGGAUAAGCAUGAAAUGUGACGAAAGUGUAUUGUAUAUAUAUGAUACCCUAAUUAAAAAAAAAAAAAAAACCAAGAGAAAGAAAAAAAAAUAAUGAGAGAAAAAUUUAGUAUAAAACGUUUUAAUCUGCCCUAAUUUGUUUCUUUUUGUUCGCAAAAUACAAUACUUAGCCCUUUAAUCGUCAUUUGUAAAACAAAAUAAAAGCUCGGUCUUUCGCAGUGCAUUGAAAUAAUAAAUUCGAAACUCGUCCAAACAAACCGACGAAUUUUCUAAAGACUGAGAGAAUACAACUUUUUGCUAUGUACAUACGUGCCGACGAAUCGUCUAAUAUUUUUUUGUUUAUAUUUUUUUUCAUAAUUAAUUAAUUAUUUCCUUGGCAGUUCAACGGUGAAAUUGGAUUGUUUGCCGCGAGUGCUCUCUCGAGUACUUUUAUACACGUAUAGAUAUAACUUUCAUAGAUUUUGUUCGAAAUUUGAUAAAAAAGAAAAGGUAAAAAAAAAAGAAAAAAAGAAAAACAUAAGCAAAAAGAAAAAUAUUAUUUCAACUUGAAAAAGAAAACGUAAUGUGAAUGAUACGGAAGUGUUGAUAGAUUGUAUAAAUGAACGAGAAAAAAAAAAGACAAAAAAUUCAUGAGUAUAAAAUCUCAGCGAAUCCGCAAAAGACUAAAGUUGAGUCGAACAAAAAAAAAAAA
This is a messenger RNA of Vespa mandarinia (Asian giant hornet), 4427 nucleotides long. It is a transcript of the gene cmpy, whose product is annotated as crimpy. NCBI's taxonomy places the organism in Eukaryota, Metazoa, Arthropoda, Insecta, Hymenoptera, Vespidae. Gene Ontology annotation, cellular component: extracellular region; plasma membrane. The record is from RefSeq and is a predicted model, not a curated record. Gene Ontology annotation, molecular function: serine-type endopeptidase inhibitor activity; protein binding.